Sphaeroforma arctica JP610 is the source of this 813-nucleotide messenger RNA. RefSeq lists its product as hypothetical. The annotation marks the transcript as partial. The record is from RefSeq and is a predicted model, not a curated record. Gene Ontology annotation, molecular function: protein binding. Lineage: Eukaryota; Ichthyosporea; Ichthyophonida. The transcript is spliced from 5 exons.
GAUUGUCAGACCCCCGCCAAUUGCUUCCGGACGGUCGGUGAGACGUCCAACUGCGAUUUCUCAUCCGAUGACUUCUCGCUGGGAAUCCAAUGCGACGAGUGCGAGCAGGAGUACUAUAUCAACUCCGAAACCAACGACUGCACUAAAUGCACCACCUGCGGCACCGUGGGCAGGGUUACGAUACCCUGUGGUCGAUACAAUGACACUGUGUGUCAGUGUCCGCUGGGAAUUACGGGACCAGGAUGUGAAGUGUCCUGUCAGCCGCCCGUGGGCUGUGCUCUGGUAGACCCCAAUUCGCUGAAUCAGUGUGUGUUUGACACAUCCCGCUACGACCUCAAUGUCAAGUGCACGUCGUGUAUUGAUAAGUAUUUUCUCGCGACGUUGCCGCUGGUGCAGCAUAGCCUGCCAGAUCCGGACGAUCCCUUGUUCUCUCUGCAAGCCAGCGUGGAAGACGGCGAAACGUACACCACCUGCAAGAAGUGGCGUGAUUGCGAAGCAGACGAUCUAAUGCUGUAUCAGAGGGGCACCUCAUUGAAUGAUUCGGUCUGCGGAACACCCACUGCCGUCUCACUCCGACUCAGAAGUCCAGCGGAGAGCUCGGGCAAUUCCUUUGCCAACCAAGUGUAUCUGCAGAUGACCCAAACACCGAACACUUACAGGUUUAUAGUGUUCGACAGAAUGAAUGCCGCGAAAACGAAAGUGCGGCUCUUAAUGGCGCGCCAACUCGCCGACCAAAUGACGCUAGAAGCGGAUACCUAUGGGCCAACUCUACUGCGAUCUAUGGACAUCCAGUAUGCGCAGAUCCAGCCAGAG